AAUGAUUGUAGACAAGGUGGCUCUAGUUAUAAUUCUGCAAAAUCGAUCAUGAAUAGUAAACUUGCAGCAUGCUUUCAUGAUAGUGAACCAGCAUAUUUUAAUGAUACUGAAUGUUCGAGACCAGUCUUAGCCAAACAUGAAUCUUUUUUCAGAAGAUUUUUGGAUAUGUUUUCGCAAGAAAAACAGGAUAAAUUAUUUGGAGCCAAUUAA
Messenger RNA from Racocetra persica, 210 nucleotides. The record is from the annotation of a GenBank genome assembly. Lineage: Eukaryota; Fungi; Glomeromycota; Glomeromycetes; Diversisporales; Gigasporaceae.